Hippocampus zosterae (dwarf seahorse) is the source of this 5215-nucleotide messenger RNA. RefSeq names its product SIM bHLH transcription factor 1a (gene sim1a). Lineage: Eukaryota; Metazoa; Chordata; Actinopteri; Syngnathiformes; Syngnathidae. The record is from RefSeq and is a predicted model, not a curated record. Bases 791 to 3070 code for a protein of 759 amino acids. The transcript is spliced from 12 exons. Gene Ontology annotation, molecular function: RNA polymerase II transcription regulatory region sequence-specific DNA binding; DNA-binding transcription factor activity, RNA polymerase II-specific; protein dimerization activity. Gene Ontology annotation, biological process: regulation of transcription by RNA polymerase II.
CCCUUAACAUUUGCAUUUCCUGUACAUUUAUUUGCUGUGCGGUGUGUCUCUUUUUCUACGUACAGUAUGGCCUUGUUGCCAUUUUUGUCUUUCUUUGAACGGAAGAAAUUAAGCGGCUUAAUUGCUUCACUGAUACGAUUUCUAGAAUUUCGGAACAAAUAUAGAGUCAGUCACGUACGCGCGCUUGGGCAAUAUUUGCCAACCAAAUACAAAGCAACUUUCAUUGUUGUUGGAUAUCACAAUCCCGCAUAGAUUAUUGUUUAUCCCUUAUGUUUUUUAUGCGCUUUAUUUUUAACGCCCUAUUAAACACGUUUUGCAUUGCUUAUUUUGUCAAGCGGGGACUCGUGCUUGGCAGCAGGUGCUGAGGCCAGAGGCGAACAGCACCCGUUUGCCAACGAAUCAUUGUCCAUUGUGCAACACGUUAUUACAACGCUUCGCCAAUGGGAACUGGAGUUAUGUGCGCUGUUGUCCAAUCGGAGCUGAGCUGGGUAGAAUCUUUGGAUGCAUCCGCUUUGCCACAUUAAUUCACUCGGCAUGCGGAACGGGCGAUGCUCAGAAUUUUGGACAUUUUGACCAGUUUCAACUGCAGCAGACUCUGGCGUAGCAACAAUUUAGUCGUGAUUUGGCCGAGAAUCUUGCCACGAAAGACCCGGUGGGAAUUGUGAUGAAUUCCUGACUGCUGCUGCUGCUGCUGCGGAUCUGAGGCCGACCUUCUCCCACGUCCACGGGCGUCGCAGCUGUAAGGGAAUGCGACGAGACUUUUUGGCGCAGAAAUAGAAAAGGAGACAUCAUGAAGGAGAAAUCGAAAAACGCCGCCCGGACACGACGGGAAAAGGAGAAUAGCGAAUUUUAUGAACUGGCCAAACUGUUGCCGCUGCCCUCGGCCAUCACGUCCCAGCUGGAUAAAGCCUCAAUCAUCCGCUUGACCACAAGCUACCUCAAAAUGAGGAUCGUUUUUCCUGAAGGACUUGGUGAGUCAUGGGGCCAUGUGAGCCGGAGCUCUCUGGAUGGGGUCAGCCAGGAAUUAGGCUCCCACCUCUUACAGACAUUGGAUGGCUUUAUUUUUGUGGUUGCUCCAGAUGGGAAAAUAAUGUACAUAUCGGAAACGGCCUCGGUGCAUUUGGGUCUGUCUCAGGUUGGUUUAACAAAGGUGGAGUUGACAGGAAACAGCAUCUUUGAAUACAUUCAUCCGGCAGACCAUGAUGAAAUGACAGCUGUCCUCACAGCACACCAGCCUUACCAUUCACACUUUGUCCAAGAAUAUGAGAUGGAGCGGUCAUUCUUUCUGAGAAUGAAAUGCGUCCUCGCAAAGCGGAAUGCUGGGCUUACGUGUGGCGGUUACAAGGUCAUUCACUGCAGUGGCUACUUGAAAAUCCGCCAGUACAGUCUGGACAUGUCUCCAUUUGACGGCUGCUAUCAGAACGUUGGGCUGGUGGCCGUCGGUCACUCAUUGCCACCCAGUGCGGUGACAGAGAUCAAACUGCAUAGCAACAUGUUCAUGUUUAGAGCCAGCCUGGACAUGAAGCUCAUCUUCCUGGACUCGCGGGUUGCAGAGCUUACAGGCUAUGAGCCACAAGAUCUAAUAGAGAAGACCCUCUAUCAUCAUGUCCACAGCUGUGACUCCUUCCAUCUGCGCUGUGCACAUCACUUAUUGCUCGUGAAAGGGCAAGUCACCACUCGGUACUACCGUUUCUUGGCCAAACAUGGUGGCUGGGUGUGGGUUCAGAGUUAUGCAACCAUCGUACACAACAGUCGCUCCUCCAGACCUCACUGCAUCGUCAGCGUCAAUUACGUUCUCACGAAUACGGAGUGUAAAGGAUUCCAGCUCUCUCUGGAUCAGGUCAUGUCCAAGGCCUCUUUCCCGUUCAGCAGCAAUACAGCAAGCUGUCUUACCGAUUCAGGGAGAGCCAAUAAAAGCAGAGUGUCCCGACCCAAAACCAAAGCUAGACUUUCACCAUAUAGCCAGUAUCCAAGUUUUCAGGCAGAGCGAUCGGAUUCAGAUCAGGAUAGUCCCUGGAGGGGAAGCCCUCUGAAUGACACAACCUCCCCACAGUUGCAGGAGACGAAUGAAGGCACGGACGCCUCCUGCGUUUACAAACGCUUUACUGAUCCUGGUCCGCUGUGCUACAGUGUGUCCGAAGGGCAGCACCAUAGCGGCGAUGGUCACAAACACGUCCAUGUGCAUGCUCAAGGUCAAAGUUGUGAGCGGGGUCGAUGUGAGGCAGGGCGAUAUUUUCUUGGAGCGCCUCCUCCCAGCAGGGACACAUGGUGGAGCACAACAAGGGCAAUUUUGCCCUUAAGCAAAGUCUCAUUGGAAAACCGUGAAGGAUGUGAUGGCAGCAUGCCACAUAUUACGGCAGUCCACAGUUAUGACGGUCGGAAUCAAUGGGAUGAGGACAGUGUGGUGAGCUCUCCAGAUCGAGGUUCCACCAGUGACUCAGGAGAUCGCCAGCGAACUGACCAGUUCAGGUUCAGCCCGCAGGAAAGCAGCAAAAUGGAAACACUUAUACGGGCAACACAGCAUAUGAUUAAGGAGGAAGAAAGUCGACUUCAGCUACGAAAGGUUCAUCCAGACACUCCACUGGGGCAGGCCAAUGGACUAUUGAACAGCACCAGUCUUUGCUGUACCUCAGAGUACACCCAAAGGCCAAUACAGGCUGUGGUGUGUCGCGGUUUGAGUCACGUGAUUAGCCCGGUGCACAGCCCCGCCCACUUGUCAAGGCGAAGUCCAGGGUCGGAAAGCCUGAAAAAGUCCAAAGACUAUCUCCAGACAGACAUGGGCCCGCGUUCUUUACAAUUACAUUACCCGUUUGUUCGACCAGGCCCAUGUUCAGAUUCUCCCACCCCGGCCCCAGCUCUGUACCCACCUCACACCCAUUUUCGGCCAUACUUGGAGAAGAAUACGCCGUACCCCCGAACAGGCUAUGCUCUUGAGCACCUCUACGACCAGGAGAGCCUCCGAGGCUACUGCACGUCUGCGAGCACGGAUAUGACCCCUCACCUCCGCAUGCCGGCAGAACAGACACCCGGACACAAAGGCACCUCUGUCAUUAUCACCAAUGGCAGCUAACAAUCAUUUUACACAUGCACUGGGACUGAUGUCAACAAGCCCCCGUGGCUGGCCUGUUAGCCCCCAUUAAACAUCACUAUUUUGAUUCAGGCCCCACUAAAUGACUUUUGAGUCCAGUAUUUGUCACAUUUCAGAGUUAAGGUUUAGAACACUUAACCCGUUAUUACCUAAUCAAAGAGUAACUGUCAUAAUAAUAUUCAAUAUGCCAAUAACAAGAACUCGCACGCGACUGUUAGACCACACUUUUGAAUCCCGCUGCACAUCGAGUGACACGACCCAAUGCGAAUGAGCUGUAGCACAGUGUGAGAAUCUGAAAGUAAUUUUCAUCAUUGGCAGAACAUUGGCAACGAGUUUUGCCACGAUUCGAAAUUUAAAUUGCUGAUGAACAGUGUUGCAAUGUCACAGAUUUAAUGGUCAGAAAUUCCACAUUGUAUCACAUGAUCUAUCACACAGCUGUAUACCAUUACAGUAAAUGCAAUAUAUAUGUCUGAAAAGCAAAGCGUGGAGAGUAUCUGUCACUUAAAAUGCACAAGUGCAGCCAAUACCCUCUCAAAAAUCCACACCCUGUCUUCUGUUGUUUGCAUUUCCUCUCUUUGUCUUAUGUUCUAUAUGGUAGCUGGAGCGUUCAGGCAAUCAGUUUCUUCCUUGACAAUCGCAUCAUGUUGUUUGGGGUUCAGAAGAAAUAAUACAGUACUGUAUUUUAUUGUGGAGCUUCAAAAACGUUGUUUCCUGAUCACACCACUAAAUCGCACCGUUUUCCGUUCCAACGUGUCAGCAGAUAAUUAGGAAGGGCGUAAGUAGUUUGCAAAUUUUCAGUUCAGUUGUGCUCGGUCACAUCACUCAGUGUGCGACCCUAAUAAAGAUUUAAUGGCCAUUUUUUGCACCGAGCUUCAAACUGUCCUUCAAGUACAGUACAGCACUGACCCAUAAAUAGUCAUACAUAUUAUCUUUUUUUUUCUCAGAUACUCUACUGCUAAAUCAAAGAUGUAAAACUAUUUGGUUUCUCGUCGACUGGACUCGAAAGUUCACAUAUCUAAGUGAAUUUUGCCCUUUUUUGGUUGGGGGAUGAAGGCAUUGGGUUGUGCAAACCAUGCGAGUGAAUUUACAAGUUUGCUUAUGAUCAACCAGCAGCUAAAAUGCCGAAGUAUGGAACUGAACUAACAUUUUUAAACAUAAAACAUCCAUCCAUCCAUUUUCUGAUCCUCUUCUCCUCACAAGGGUCGUAGCCAUGCUGGAGCCUAUCGCAGCUUUCUAUGGGCAGUAGGCAAGGGACCCCCUGAAUUGGUUGCCAGCCAGUGCGCUGAAAAUGCACCCGGUUCAUUGGUCAGCUGUCAAUCACUUGCCACUACAUCGAAAAUCUUUCUUUGGCCUGCACAUCUCUACAUGUUAACCACAAAAAAAAAACAUCUGCUGGAAGCUUCUGGUACCUGGAAUAUAUCCCACUAAGUUGUUUCAUUGCUUUACUGCUCUCUGACGAGAAGCUUGCGAAUGAACACGGCCCACGGAGCCGCCGCCACGGACAAGAAGCGGGCGAGUCCGCUGCGUCACCUCGCUUGGCGUUGUAUUCGUGUGGAGGUGCACAUAAUGAAGAUGCUUCAGGAAAAGUCAAACUGUCAUGAACACAGGGGCACUCGUCAUUCAACCUGUGGCUCACGCGAUAUGAUAUGAUAUGAUAUGAUAAAUUUGAGCACAUAGAGUACUUCUUUACAUAGAGUAUCGCUUUGCAUAACACAAAUUAUGCAAAACAUUAACUUUUUAGAGAACAACACCAAACUAUUUGGUCAAUUGUGGUUUCCAAGGAAUUUGCAUUUACAAGGUGUUGACAUUGUUAGCUUGCUAACUGUGCACUGUAGUGGUAGAAAUUAGCCUCUAGAGUGUAACGGGGGACUCAUGACGGUUUCGUAACUACGUGACUGGCCAGUUCAAAUUCUUACACAGUGAGGGAGGGGUGACUCAUGCCAGAUUGCCAAGUGUGACAUUGGGUACCAUUUGAGCCAUGCCACAAAAUGCCAAAAACUGAAAUGAUGAAAAAAAAUUUUAAUGCUCCAUUUUCCACAAUUCACUCCCGGUCCUACGGCGUUCUCAGCGUUUGGACAUAUUUUCAGCAAUUAUCCUCGAACAUGUUUAAUGUAUUUUUUUGGGGGG